AUGAACUAUAAUAAUUAUGGGGACUCAAACAAUGGUGGGAAUUCUAGGCUUCCCAAACCUACAUACUCUGGAACGUUAUCAGAUGAAUAUGACGAAUCAAAAAUUAAAAGACAAAAUGCAGAACCUAUUAGUAUAGGUUAUUCCCCCAAUUUGUAUUCAAAUUCUUCAUAUCAUGAGAAUUCAUGGAACAGCGGUUAUAAUUCCCAAUUGCAUACCUUAACCCCUCACAAUCAAUAUUUCCAUCCAACACAACCGCAACCAACUCAAUAUAAUUUUCCAAAUCCCACCAUUUAUACAAGAAAUGGGAUACCUCCAGUUGAUCAUCAUACGCCAUAUUCACCUCCAGAAUUACCAAAUCGACUUUCACCAUACUGCGAAAGCGCUACCGCCCUAAAACGAAGUAUUGAUUAUCGUAGGUCAGUUAGUUAUGAAGACGUCACGUUACCGGCUGCAAAGAAAGCCUGUUCGGUUCAGCAGGAAAAGAAAGAAGGCGAGAAGGUUUCCAGCAAAGAUAAUUUAAAGCUUCUAAAGCAGAACCAAAGUUCCCUGAAACCGUUGGAAAAUUCAAGAAAGAGUACCAAAGUAUCAAAUUUCAAUAUUCAAAGCAAUCACAACGUGGCACCAGAUAAAGAAAAAGAUAGCGAGAAAUCGGAAUCCGAGAGCUCGGAAAAGGUUGUCUUGGUUCCUGGGACUUCUAUCUCAUUAAUUACUGAUGAGGAUAUCAAAAAAUGGAGAGAGGAAAGGAAGAAAAUGUGGCUCUUGAAGAUUUCUAAUAAUAAAACGAAGCACAUGCAAAGCAUGGGUAUAAAAGAAGAGGAAUUAAAGGGUCGGCCUAGUAUUUUAAGAGAGUCAAGAAAAGAAAAGCAAUUUAUCCAGAGCAUUCAAAAUCAAGUGCAGAGAGGAAAUCCAAGAGUUGAUUUGAACAUAAAAUUGAUACAGCGAGAAUUUGCGAGCGAGAAUUCUCAGCUCCUGGAUUUUAUAAGGGAAUUGGGAGAUGCCGGUUUAUUAGAAUAUGAGUUAACUCAAGAAGAAAAGGAUAUACUUUUUGGUACCUUUGAAGAUAACAAUAGAAAUAAUUACAAACCUAACUACCGAAACAGGAAGACUAAUUUAAAUAGAAAUAACUUUUCUAGACAUAAGUAG
Messenger RNA from Saccharomyces kudriavzevii IFO 1802, 1143 nucleotides. RefSeq names its product Rsa1p (gene RSA1). Bases 1 to 1143 code for a protein of 380 amino acids. The transcript has a single exon. Lineage: Eukaryota; Fungi; Ascomycota; Saccharomycetes; Saccharomycetales; Saccharomycetaceae. The record is from RefSeq and is a predicted model, not a curated record.